AUGAAAGAUUCAAACCAGAUGAAGGAAUACUUACAGUUUAUACGUUCAUUUAAAGAGAAUGUCGAUGCGUCCACAGGAAGCUCCUUGAAAGCUUCUGAGAGUCUGAAGGCCAAUGAAGGUUUUAAGAUUUUCUUAUCUCAUUCUUCAAAAAAUUUUUUUGCCCAUCCCCAGAUUGCACCUUUCGAUAUUGAGUUUUCAGUGACACACAAGGAACUUGACUUCUCUCAUUUGCUGGAUCAUUUAAGACGGCUACUUAGAGGUCAAGCCUCUCUAUUUGAUUGGUCUAGAUCUUCUUCCCUGGCGAGGACCUUAUCACCCAGAGUUUUGGAAAGUCAAAUAGAUGCUAAGAAGGAACUGGAGAAAAGUCUGAAGGCCACUUGUGAGGAAUUCAUCAUGUCUGUCACUAAGCUAGUUGUUUGA
Messenger RNA from Humulus lupulus (European hop), 420 nucleotides. RefSeq names its product conserved oligomeric Golgi complex subunit 3-like. The transcript has 5 exons. Gene Ontology annotation, cellular component: cis-Golgi network; membrane; COG complex. The coding region runs from base 1 to 420 and encodes 139 amino acids. The record is from RefSeq and is a predicted model, not a curated record. NCBI's taxonomy places the organism in Eukaryota, Viridiplantae, Streptophyta, Magnoliopsida, Rosales, Cannabaceae. Gene Ontology annotation, biological process: Golgi organization; intracellular protein transport; intra-Golgi vesicle-mediated transport.